AUGAGCAUGCAAGCGAUCGCAGGUCCUUCACGCACGGCUCUGCCAUCAGCGCCCAAGGCGAGUCGUCAACGUGAUCUCGUCGCUAGCUCUCCAUCAAAACCUGACGUCGACUCCGACUCGUGCACAGCUUCCACCAUGUCGCAUUCGAGCAUCGUGAACAGACGGCGCGGAUCGACACGAUCUGCUUCUGACUCCACAGUGAGAAAGGCUGCUCGCCCCAGCCGAUCGCAUCGCUCGGCGCUGACGGUGCUGCUAUUAGCUCUGGUGACCGCCCUCUUGCUCGCCUCCACCGCUCUAGCAUCUCAAGGCGACCGCUCGCCCGAGUAUCAUCUCUGCGUCGACUCGUGCACCGCCGAUCUUUGUCGCGACGGCGUCGACGACGGCACCAUGUUUGCGCAUCGUCUGCCUUUCAUCCUCCGCCUUACCAAAUGGACGUGCGAAGACGACUGCAAAUAUCACUGCACACACCGCAUCACCAACGAGGCCGCCGAGCGCGUCAUCAAGAUCCAGCACGAUGCACGCUCCGAGGUGGAGCAGCUCGCUCAAUCCCAAUCCAUGUCUGUCUCGGCCCAAGCAGAGCGCAUCAAGGGCAUCGUCGAAACGCAGAUGGCGGCGUUGCGACCAGUGCAGAAGCAGAUGGUGCAGUUUCACGGCAAGUGGGUCUUCAUCCGCUUUUUGGGAGCGCAAGAGCCUCUCUCGGUCCUGUUCAGCCUGAUGAACCUGAAAGUGCACUGGAACGCGCUCUUCAUGAUGCGCAAGCAACUGCCGGACGCGUUUCCGUUGAAGCUCGUCUACAUCGUGCACACGCUCAUCAGCAUCAACGCGUGGAUGUGGUCGGCGGUCUUUCACACCAGGGACAAGAACUGGACCGAGAAGCUGGAUUACUUUAGCGCUGGAUCGGUCAUCAUGUCGGCAUUCUUCUUUAGUGCGGCUCGACUGUUCAGGAUCGCUCCUGGAAGCGAACGAUUCGUGCUCUUCCGAAGGGUCUGCAUGGGUGCAUUGGGCCUACACGUGCUCUAUCUCAGCAUCGGGCGAUUCGACUACGCCUACAACAUGGCCGCCAAUGUUGUGGUGGGGCUGAUCCACACCUUGCUCUGGUUGGUGUAUUCGCUUCGACCGACGACCUUCCCCUCGAAUCCGCUGGUCGACCGUACAGCCUAUUCUCGUGCCGCUAUGCGCGCUGCCAAACCGUCUCUGUCCGCACUCUCGACUCCGACACCGCUCAGCAAUGGGGCGCAGACACCUCCUGUGCCCGUGUCGACCAACAUCGGUCCACCCAGCUCGCACACCAGACAGCGACGUCGCCUGCAACUCAUCCUCGCCCUCAUGUCGGCGUCGGUGCUACUGGAGCUGCUCGACUUCCCACCCAUCUUGCGUAUACUGGAUGCACAUGCUCUGUGGCACCUCGCCACCGUACCCAUCACAAAGAUGUGGUACGAUUGGCUCGUCAGCGAUGCCCAAGAGUGCGUGAGUACAGGGUGGUGGCUUUCGGACCGUUCGACCGGUAUUCAGGGUGGAGAGCUCGCAUCGACGUUGGAGCACUUGAGCGAAAAGCUCAAGGGGCGAGCGGCGAGCCUGGCGCAGAACAUCGAGUUGAACGCGUUGACGAACAAGCUCAAUGAGCUCGCGAACAAGGCUGGAUUCAGUGGUAGGGUGGGCGGCAUGAAUGGCAGUGCAGGGUCCGGCGGAGCCAACGGCGCCAACGGGCUCGGGUUGGAGAUGGAAGAGCAGCAUCAGAAGGUCUCAAGUGGUAGUGGGAAGAAUGGACUGACGGGAGCAAGCACCGGCAUUGGACUGGGCUCGUCGUCGUUGAUCGACCGAGAUCCAGGUCACAGUGGUCCCAACGGCGGAGCGGGGAAGGCGAAGAACUGGUAA
This is a messenger RNA of Pseudozyma hubeiensis SY62, 1875 nucleotides long. RefSeq lists its product as hypothetical. The transcript has a single exon. NCBI's taxonomy places the organism in Eukaryota, Fungi, Basidiomycota, Ustilaginomycetes, Ustilaginales, Ustilaginaceae. Gene Ontology annotation, cellular component: endoplasmic reticulum membrane. Bases 1 to 1875 code for a protein of 624 amino acids. The record is from RefSeq and is a predicted model, not a curated record. Gene Ontology annotation, molecular function: hydrolase activity, acting on ester bonds. Gene Ontology annotation, biological process: GPI anchor biosynthetic process.